Drosophila miranda is the source of this 1963-nucleotide messenger RNA. RefSeq lists its product as uncharacterized. The transcript has a single exon. Bases 265 to 1899 code for a protein of 544 amino acids. The record is from RefSeq and is a predicted model, not a curated record. NCBI's taxonomy places the organism in Eukaryota, Metazoa, Arthropoda, Insecta, Diptera, Drosophilidae.
AUGCAACAACUGUUUGAGGCAUUGUUUCAGAGCAGCCCCAACUCCUCCAGGAAUCCCAGCCAUCAAAGCAGUCCAAAAUUUUACCAAUGUCUAGGAGAAAACCCAGAAAACCCGGGGGCAUAGAGUAGUCCUUGCCUUUCGUGCCACACACACGCACAGACAGAUGUGUGUUGGAUUCCGUAUUGAAACGUAUUCAUUGUUAAGCAAAUUCUAUAUUCGACAACAUCCAAAUUGAAAACAAAAAAGGAAAAUUCUCACAAAACGAUGAACAGAAGCAGCAUCAAGAAAUCCUCCCCCGACACGGAGACCGCCUCGGGCAGCUACCAGGGCGGUGUCCACCUGUCGUCGGGCCUGGGGUACUCCCACUCGGAGUUCUCAUUGGGUGCGCCGGGCGGCGGGCCGAUCAUCUCGCAGCAGCGGCUGCCCGGUCCGACGGACGACGGUGCCUCCGACGAGGAUCUGUCCGACGAGGUGGUGGUCUCGCACACGCCGCUCAGCGUCCUGGCGGAGCAGGCCAAGCAGGCCCGGCAGGUCUUGUGGUCGAAGCAGAGGCGUCUCUACGUGGACCUGGACAUGCGCGGCGGCAGCGUGGCCGCGAAUGUGGCGCUGCGCGGCGGAGAGGAGGAGGCCACGCGGAAUAGCGUCGAGCGGCUGAUGAGCCGCGUCGUUCGGCUGCAGAGGACGGCCUUCGCCUGUCCCCUGUCCGCCUGCCAGGUGGCCGUGAACGCCACCAAUUGCCUGGCCCACUGCCUGCAGCAGCAUCCGACGGUGGCCGUGCUGGAGAUGCGCCCCAACCUGACCGCCAGCCUGCCGCUGGGCCUGCCCCUGGUGCUGGGCUCCUGCGGCAGCCAGCGGUGCAUUGGCACGCUGAUCUUCGAGAGCGCCCGUCAGCGCGGCACGAACGUCGACCUGGCGGCCUGCAACGAGGGCUGGACCAGCAGCCUGGCCCUGAUCGGGCUGCUGUGGAAGACAUCCUGGGAUACCCAGCUCCACGGCCCCAUGGUCACCCAUCUGUACAACCUGUGGUUCUUCUGCCCACAGGCCCACCCGCCGCUGCAGGUACUGGUCUCCGCCGAGUCGCAGGCCAAGGCCAAGCAGGUCAAGCAGUUCAAGCGGGAGGUGAAGCAGCAGGUGAUCCCCACCUCAGCGGAUCCCCUGCUGCACGAGCAGCGGGCCAUGCACCGGGAGAACGAGCACUACAUGCGCUUCACCCACCGCGAGAUGAAGCUCCUGACCAACGAUUUCACGACCGACAUCGAUCUGAAGCUGACGAUUCAGGAGGAACAGCAGACGCCGGCAAAGGCCACAGAGCCACAGAAGCCAUCGGAUCUUGAGGAGGGGAAUGAUUCUAUCAAAUCCAAGGAUACAGAAGACCCAACUUCAAGCAACAGUUUGGCGGUGGACCCCCUGCAGGCCCAGUCCCCGUCCAACGCCGAUCUGGACGACGAAUCAGUUGAAGGCACUUUAAAGAUCAUCGACUCCAUGGCGAACGAGCUGAUGUCUGGCUUCGUGGACUUUGAGAAGUACAAUUUGGGCAGUGAUUUCAUAAGGGCCGUCAAGUCGCAGGCACUCAUCGAGAAGGUCAAGUCUCGGUCAUUGUCGGCCUCGGUCUCAGAGGCACAGCUGUCUCAGCCCUCAGAGGGGCUGCCGUCUCUGGCAGUCCUCGAGGAGUCACAGUCAAAGUCAUCGGGGAAGACACCGUCACUGGCAUCGGUGGUGGUACCGGUUCAGGCAUCACGCGAGAAAGUACAGUCACCGCUGGAGGACGGAACUCUCAAGCAGCAGCCGAAGGAGGAGGAUCUGGAGGAGAACGUCGUGCAGGAAUUGCUGGACGAGCUCGUCGAGGAACACGAGACUGGCAUAUUGGAUGGCACCCAUAAGGGGGAUUCCCAAUAUUAAUUAACAAAAUUUGAUCGUUAAUUUUUCCAAUAAUUAAAUACCAAAUAUUAAUGUUCUGCAGGAA